Molecule: messenger RNA, 395 nt
Organism: Staurois parvus
Lineage: Eukaryota; Metazoa; Chordata; Amphibia; Anura; Ranidae
Source: the annotation of a GenBank genome assembly
AGAGCCAGUAAUCGGCAUCUCUCAGAGAGGACAUGUGCACUGAUGAUCAGUCAGUGCCACCUGUCAGUGUCCAUCAGUGCCAGCUGUCGUUGCUCAUCCAUGCCAGUGCCCAUCAGUGCCACAUCAAUGUCACAUAUCAGUGCCUACUAGUGCACAUCAAUGCCACAUAUCAGUGCCCAUCUGAGCUGCCUUUUAGCGUCACCCAUCAGUGCCAGUCAGUGCCACAUAUCAAUGCCAGUCAGUGCCACCUAUCAGUGCUGCCAAUCAGUGCCACCUAUCAGUGCCAGGUAGUGCCGCUUAUCAGUGCCAGUCAGUGCCGCCUAUCAGUGCGCAUCAGCGCUGCCUAUCAGUGCCCAUCAGUGCCACCUAACAGUGCCAGUCAGUGCCACCUAUCA